Clupea harengus (Atlantic herring) is the source of this 1814-nucleotide messenger RNA. It is a transcript of the gene ovch1, whose product is annotated as ovochymase 1. Lineage: Eukaryota; Metazoa; Chordata; Actinopteri; Clupeiformes; Clupeidae. Gene Ontology annotation, molecular function: serine-type endopeptidase activity. Gene Ontology annotation, biological process: proteolysis. The record is from RefSeq and is a predicted model, not a curated record. The transcript has 13 exons. The coding region runs from base 66 to 1778 and encodes 570 amino acids.
AGCUGAGACGUUUUCAUGCAGCGCAUAUUAAGAACAACAGCAUCACAGUCUCACUAUCGUUUACCAUGCCGUUGAUUGUGGCCUUCAUUUUCAUGUUGUCAAACGCCCAUCCUGCCAGGGCGGGUCAUGGAAAUCAUGCAAAUGUUAGCAUGGGGGAAUCGCUGGAUGGAGUUGUUGAAGAAAACGUGUUGAAUAAUGAGACAAAAGGAGUCCGGGCAUUCCCUCCCCAGACAAAGACGGAAAUGGAAACGCGGAUCAUCGGAGGCCGGGAGGCUUGGCCCAACUCAUGGCCAUGGCAGGUGUCCCUGCGCUUUGCCACCAUGCAUGCUUGUGGUGGUGCUAUCGUCACUGACCAGUGGAUCAUCACUGCUGCGCACUGCUUUAUAAAGUAUAAUAAGCCAGCAUUUUGGACAGCGAUGGCUGGAAAACAUGACCUACAUAAGUCUAAUGAGGCCUUUCAGCAGUUGCGCGAUGUGGCCUUAAUCCUCAGCCACCGCGAGUAUAACCGUGUUACAAAAGAAAACGAUAUCGCCCUGGUGAAGCUCGUCGACCCUUUCACUUUGAAUGUGUUUCUGAGGCCUAUCAAUAUCCUUGCUGGACCACUUCGACUGGGGAUGGAGUGCACAAUCACUGGCUGGGGAUCCACAAGAGAAAAUGGACCACAUGUUAGUAAGCUGCAGGAGGUGAACGUCACCAUCCUGCCUAUCCACACCUGCAACACCUUCUACCAUGGCAAGGUCCAGGAACGGAUGUUCUGUGCCGGAAAUGAGGCAGGAGGAGUGGACGCGUGUCAGGGGGACUCCGGUGGUCCUCUGUCCUGCUUCAGAGGCAGGUGGUACGAGCUGGCCGGAGUGGUGAGCUGGGGAGUGGGCUGUGGGCGUGCCCAGAAGCCUGGGGUCUACACUAAGCUGCAGCGCUACAAAGGCUGGAUGGACACAGAAAUCCAAAGUUAUGAAGGAUAUGAUUAUACAGGUGCCAACAGGGCUUCGGAUUUAGUCCACUGUGGCCGGGCAAUUAUGCCACCAGGCAGUCUCGGUAAUGCCUCCGCGGAGGUGGUGGACAGUGACGAGGAUGGGCCGAGGGUGCUGAACGUCAGCACAGCUUACCCUUACUCCUGGCCUUGGCAAGUCAGCCUGCAGAGUGAUGGCGUUCACUACUGCAGUGGUACCCUCAUCAGCCACGACUGGGUACUCGCACCUAAGCACUGCUACUGCAAGAAAGACUGGGAUGUGGUGGCUCUGGGUGUUCAUGACCUCACGUUCAUGUCCACCCCGCCUAUCCCAGUGGCAGAAGUCAUCGACUUUCAAGGAGGUGCUAGCUUCCCACCGGCGUUUGACCUCAGUUUGAUCCGUCUGGACUCUCCUGUUCGAUUUGACCCCACCGUGUCUCAAGUGUGCAUCCCUCAUGAGGACGACGACGAACCUGAUGAAAGCUGGUCAUGCAUGACAACGGGCUGGGGCUCUACUGAUGCCACACCAGGUGUGAACCCAGAUAUUCUACACCAGGCCAGGCUAAAUAUAGUGAAUAAGACUGCCUGCAGAGCAGCAUGGGGAGACGAGCUGAUACUGAAUACUCACCUUUGUGCGAGCGCUGCCGGCUCUACAGCCUGCAUGGGGGAUUCCGGUGGACCACUUUUGUGUCAAAGACGUGGACUAUACUAUCUUGUUGGCAUGGCAACAUGGAGCAGUACGACGUGUGACCCUACGAAACCAGCUGUGUUCACCAGAGUGUCAGCGUUUCAGUCUUGGAUUGCAGAGAUAACGGAUGAAUUAAAUUAAAAGCUAUGUUUAAUAAAGAUUUUGAUAAACAUCUAA